AUGAGCGACAAUGACAUGGACGCGUACUAUAAGGACAUCAUGUACCUCCUCGAGUUCCCAAAGACCGCCUCCAUGACGCGCGUCUUCACAGCCAAAGACGAGGCGGCCGUCCGCGCGCUGCCGGCGUGGGACCUCUCGCGGUACCUCGGCCAAGACACCGCCACGACGACCGUCGUCGCCGCGUCCGACCUGGCGUUCGACACCUCCGCCUUUGAUGCGUUUGUCAACGCGACGCUCGUCAAGCGUGUCAAGACGGCGCUGGCACCCGAAGGGCCGUUCCACGCAUCACUCGCCCACAUCGCGUUCGACGCUGUCGGCGACAUGAGCACCUUUGGGGUCGCGCACCGCCCACUGGGCACGUUUGGCACCUUGUACGUGGCGCUACCACGUCACGCGCGCGGCGGCGAGGUCACUUUUCGACGCGGCCAUGACUGGAACAAGUGUCUCCUGUCUCGACGCUCAGGAGCACCUCAACACUCGUAUGCAGCGUGCUACCGCCACACUCACGUCACCGCGGCUGCCAUCACUGAGGGCGACCGCGUCCUCCUCGUGUACAACCUCAUUUACAACGACCCGGCGGCGCACACCCGCGACUAUCCCGCGUCCAUUGACGAGGCGGCAGCUCAUCUUCGCAGACUCGGCACGAUGGACCACGACCGCUUGAACGUGCAGAGAGGCUGCCCUGUACUGCAGCAGGGCACCUCGUUCGAGACGCUCUCGGGAGUGGCCAAAGACGUCUUGACCGCCUUCCUACAGUCGGGUGUCUAUGACGUGGCAUUGGCAACGCUCGUGCCCGACAACGACGUCGUUGUCGACGCGCUGCGCAGCAGCCUCCUUGGCAUAGGCAGCCUCGCCAACAUUCUCUUCAAGUGCGUUGAGCUGCAUCCAGCGACCGGUGCGCCAUCGGUGCUCCAAGACGGCUUGCAUGGCUCCCUGCUGCCGGAGUACACGUCGAGCAUCAGUGACGAAGUAGUCCACGAGUUCGGCCCGACGCACGCGCUCAUCUUUUGGCCCAAGCGGCACCGGCUGGAGGCAGCCGGCCUUCAUGGCGCAAUGCUGUGCCUCGAGCGCGCGGUCACCGCUGCCGCCAACGACGGCACCAACACCAAUCUGGAGCUCUUGGGCUGCGACGAUAUUCUGUCGCUCGCGAUCCAUGUCAUGGUCUUCAUGGAGAUGGACUACAGUAUCUUUAGUGAGGAUCAGUACCAGCGCGUGCAAGCCAUCAUCGACCCGUCGGCGACGUCGUUCGUUCACCGGUUUGCCGCCGUGCUCACGACGCUCGGCAGUAUCAACUUGAUACUCGAGUUUGUGGCGACGUCCCUCAACAUGACGCACUGCAACACGUCGCUACCGGACGUCGCAAUGUGGCUCUAUGGUCUGUGUCAAACGCAUGGCUGGGAGCUCCUCUUCAAGUCGCUUGCUCAGCUUGUCGACCGGUGGAGCAAGAAGCAAGCGACAAUGGCGCCUGCCUUGCAUCUCAUCGCAUCGCUCGCGGGCGUGGAUGGUGCGACGCCGGUGUGCCCUGCCCUCCACCAGCCAUUUACGAUUGAGCUCAUCAAGGGACUCUACCGCACGUCGCGUCAUGCGCUCGACGCCCACUACCACAACGCGCGACUCGCCGUCCAGCACGAGGUCCUCGGCCUUUGCCUCGUUCUCGAUGCGUACGUGGCAGAGAAUGGUGUGUCAUCGCACUGGCUUCACAGGCAGUUGCCGCCACUGGCGCUGGCAACGAUCGACGCAAACCUCGACCCAGCCAAGUCGAUGGCCCGUCGUUUGCUGGACGCUGAAGAGACAGAAGGCGUAGCGCUCCUCACCACGGCGGCGCCUGCUUUGGUGUACGGUCUGCGCCUCCAACGACGCCUCCGUGUCCCCGCGCUCGCCGCUGCCAUUGCUGCCAAGCUCCACAACCCGUCGACGACCGUGGACAUGCUUGUGCGGGACGAGUGGUCUCACUCCGACGCCGUGGUCAUCGUCAGAAGCCUCUUGACGAUCGCACUCUGCGAUGGUACGUUAACGUCGGCGCUUCUCGAGCGCUGCCGCACCGUCUUUGGCUCGUGCACCGUCCCCGCCAUCCGCGACGUCCUCGCGCAUGACAUUACUGUGGACAAUGCGACGCGCGCGCUGUUGUUUCAGAGUGUCUUGCGCCCGAUCACAAACACCGAUACAAACUACGACAGGCACCUCAACGACUACUACCGUGACCAUCCGCACCCCUACGUCGCGCCAUCCCACGACGAUGCGCGAGAAGUGGACGCUGGCUGGCGACUGGCGGUCGACACGCUCGAGCUGAUUGCCGAGAUGGACGCGAGCCAGAUGCUGUCGUACGUCCGGUUGUGGAACGACCAAGUGCUCUCGCAAGAGCCGUGGAUGUAUGGUGGUUUUGUCGCCAACUGCCUUCUUCGCCACACCUUUUGGACCCACGAGGCAUGGCUCUUCCUCGCCAACCUCUGCAUCAAGAACCUCACGCCACUUUUUGCCGGGCGUCGGCUCCGUGAUCUGCGUCCGAAGGUUGAGGUGCGUGUGGACUGCGACUGCGAGCUCGCGACGCAGCUCAACACCUUCAUGAGCUCCCAACAUGCUUUGGUCGACGUCUUGCGCGCACCAGCACCCAUGUGCACCGCUAUCCAAGCCUUCCUGGACGGCCCCCCAAAGACUACGCUGGAGCUGACGCGGCACAACAACGAUGACGACGCCUCCGAGCCCGUGACGAUCACCAUUGAGCGGCCGCACGACGACUUUUCGGACGACGAGGUCGAUGCAUACUCGUCCAAAACUAUGGUCGAGCGCCUCCAAGCCAUGAAGAAGAGCAAGACGAUCCGCAAGCGGCAAGCACCACGCAUAACGCGCAGUGGAAAGCGAACCUGCGUGCCACGGACUGCACCAUACCUAACGUAA
Molecule: messenger RNA, 2895 nt
Organism: Saprolegnia parasitica CBS 223.65
Lineage: Eukaryota; Oomycota; Saprolegniomycetes; Saprolegniales; Saprolegniaceae
Exons: 1
Coding region: 1-2895 (964 amino acids)
Source: RefSeq, a predicted model, not a curated record